Messenger RNA from Rhododendron vialii, 1461 nucleotides. Its product is annotated as xyloglucan galactosyltransferase XLT2-like. Gene Ontology annotation, biological process: xyloglucan biosynthetic process. Gene Ontology annotation, molecular function: galactosyltransferase activity. Lineage: Eukaryota; Viridiplantae; Streptophyta; Magnoliopsida; Ericales; Ericaceae. The transcript has a single exon. Bases 1 to 1461 code for a protein of 486 amino acids. The record is from RefSeq and is a predicted model, not a curated record.
AUGUUGCUUCCAGUUUCCGGCAACCAGUCGACCGAACUCGAAAGCCCUACAAAGCGGCCUAAUAAAUCCCGAAGCCUUAAAUCCAGAGUAAAAUCAUCCCUAUCCGACCUUACUCCAAUCCGUCGCACUUUACUCUUGCUCGUAAUCCUUUUCCACGUAUCCCUCGUCUUAUACCUUACUCGUACACACAAUCCCUCACCAUCCUUUUCAAAUAUCUCAUCGAACACUUACGGCAGCUUGCCGCGCAAAUCCUGCGAUUCCCGUCGCAUCUACGUCUAUGAUCUCCCCCCGAUGUUCAACAACGACCUCUUGACCAGUUCCAACACAAAUUUAAACAACAGCUUCGGACAUCCGGCCGGAGAGCUAGCCGGGAUCGUACCGGAGAGUAUUCUCCCGGCGUGGUACUGGACCGACCUUUCUUGGGGCGAGGUGGUGUACCACAACCUGAUGCUGAACUACAAGUGCCGAACACUAGAGCCGGAAUCCGCUACGGCGUUCUACAUACCCUUUUAUGCUGGGAUCGCUCUGAGAAUGUACUCGUGGGGCAGCUAUAAUGCGACGGACCGGGGUUGGCAUCCUGAGAAGUUGAAUAGGUGGCUCCAGGAACAGAAAUGGUGGAAGAGAUCCAAGGGCUCCGAUCAUAUCAUCAUGCUUGGACGGAUUACAUGGGAUUUUCGACGGUCGAGAGAGGCUUCGGACGCCGAGUGGGGGUCCAGUUUGCUCAAUCUGCCGGCGAUGGAAAACGUCGUCCGUCUGGCCAUCGAGCGAAACGUUUGGGACAACUUGGAAAUCGCUGUACCCUACCCUACCGCAUUCCACCCCAGGUCAGAAUCCGAUAUCGCCAGGUGGCAGGGAUUCGUCCGGAGCCGCCGCCGGAACCACCUCUUCUCCUACGUCGGCGACGCUCGCGAAUGGAUCGAGAACGAUUUCCGAGGUGUUUUAAAGAACAAGUGCCUCGAGGAGUCAACCGCGUGCCGCCACGUGGACUGCGGCCGGGAAAACUGCAUCGACGGGAAGACGGCGGUCAUGGAAGCGUUUCUCGACUCCGAUUUCUGUCUCCAGCCGAGAGGGGCGGGAUUCACGGGACAGUCGGUAUUCGAGUGCAUGUUGGCCGGUUCAAUACCGGUAUUUUUCUGGGGACGGACCGCUUACAUGCAAUACGAGUUAUUCUUGCCGAGUGAACCCGAGAGUUACUCUGUUUUUAUACACCGUAACGACGUGCGCAACGGAAGGGAUAUAAGGAGAGUGUUGGAAGGGUUUGGGAGAGCGGAAGUGGAGAGGUUGAGAGAAAAAGUAAUAGAAUAUAUACCGAGAUUUGUGUAUGCGAAACCGAGUCAACGGUUUAGGAAAAUGAGAGAUGCUUUUGAUUUUGGUAUUGAUGGGGUAUUGAGCAAAUACAAGUCUCACAUGGAGAGGGGUAGGAGGACUGCAUGCGAAUCGGGAUCGAUGAAAUAUGAAUGA